Orycteropus afer afer is the source of this 1329-nucleotide messenger RNA. RefSeq names its product UBX domain protein 6 (gene UBXN6). Gene Ontology annotation, molecular function: protein binding. NCBI's taxonomy places the organism in Eukaryota, Metazoa, Chordata, Mammalia, Tubulidentata, Orycteropodidae. Gene Ontology annotation, cellular component: cytoplasm. The record is from RefSeq and is a predicted model, not a curated record. The coding region runs from base 1 to 1329 and encodes 442 amino acids. The transcript is spliced from 11 exons.
AUGAAGAAGUUCUUCCAGGAGAUCAAGGCAGACAUCAAGUUCAAAAGCGCGGGGCCCGGUCAGAAGCUUACAGAGUCGGUGGGGGAGAAGGCCCCCAAAGACAAGCCCAGCCAACCAGCUCUCAAGCAGCCCCGUCAGGGCCCCACCAAUGAGGCGCAGAUGGCGGCGGCGGCGGCCUUGGCCCGCCUGGAGCAGAAGCAGCCCCGGGGCCGAGGCCCUAUAUCACAGGAUUCCAUCCGGAACCAGGUGAGGAAGGAACUUCAAGCAGAAGCGACCGCCAGUGGGAGCCCAGAGUCCCCAGGGACCAAUGUGGUCUCUGAGCCUAGAGAGGAAGGCUCAGCCCACCUGGCCGUGCCCGGAGUGUAUUUCACCUGUCCGCUCACGGGGGCCACCCUGAGGAAGGACCAGCGGGAUGCCCACAUCAAAGAGGCUAUUCUCUCGCACUUCUCCACAGACCCAGUGGCCGCCUCCAUCAUGAAGAUCCACACAUUCAACAAAGACCGGGACCGAGUAAAGCUGGGUGUGGACACCAUUGCUAAGUACCUGGACAACAUCCACCUGCACCCCGAGGAGGAGAAGUACCGGAAGAUCAAGCUGCAGAACAAGGUGUUCCAGGAGCGCAUUCACUGUCUAGAAGGGGCCCACGAGUUCUUUGAGGCCAUCGGAUUCCAGAAGGUGAUGCUUCCGGUUCCCGACCAGGAUGACCUUGAGGAAUUCUACGUGCUGGGCGAGGCGGCCCAGGCGCAGCCGCAGAGCCUGGAGAGACACAAGGAGCAGCUGCUGGGUGCUGAGCCCAUUCGCGCCAGGCUAGACCGCCAGUGCCGCGUCUUCCAGCCCUCGCCCCUGGCCACCCAGUUUGACCUGCCCAAGGACUUCUUUACCCUGACAGCAGAGGAGAUCCGACGAGAGCAGAGGCUCAGGGCCGACACGGUGGAGCGGCUGAGCGUGCUGCGGACCAAAGCCAUGAGGGACAAAGAGGAGCAGCGGGAGAUGCGCAAGUACACCUACACUCUGCUGCGCGUGCGCCUGCCCGACGGCUGCCUGCUGCAGGGGACCUUCUAUGCCCGGGAGCGAAUGUCCGCGCUGUUUGCCUUCGUGCGGGAGGCCCUACAGAGCGACUGGCUGCCUUUUGAGCUGCUGGCCUUGGGUGGGCAGAAGCUGUCGGAGGACGAGAACCUACCCUUAAACGAGUGUGGGCUGGUGCCCUCGGCCCUCCUGACCUUCGCGUGGGACGCUGCUGUCCUGGAGGAUAUGAAGGCUGCGGGCGCCGAGCCGGACUCAUGGGUCCUGAAACCCGAGUUCCGAUCGGCCAUGGAGAAGCUCACGUGA